This is a messenger RNA of Nicotiana attenuata, 2939 nucleotides long. Its product is annotated as methylmalonate-semialdehyde dehydrogenase [acylating], mitochondrial-like. The coding region runs from base 391 to 2844 and encodes 817 amino acids. The transcript is spliced from 22 exons. The record is from RefSeq and is a predicted model, not a curated record. Gene Ontology annotation, cellular component: mitochondrion. Gene Ontology annotation, biological process: L-valine catabolic process; thymine catabolic process. NCBI's taxonomy places the organism in Eukaryota, Viridiplantae, Streptophyta, Magnoliopsida, Solanales, Solanaceae. Gene Ontology annotation, molecular function: methylmalonate-semialdehyde dehydrogenase (acylating, NAD+) activity; malonate-semialdehyde dehydrogenase (acetylating, [NAD(P)+]) activity.
UCAUAAGUUUAAAUGAGACGGAGGGAGCAGUGGUUUCCUCUUCCUCUCACAGAAGGUACAAACCAACGGAUACUCACCGCACUUGCCGACUGGGAAAUACGACCGGAAAUCCUAACGCGUCCCUAUUCCGUUCGCCGGCAGCGUCAUCGCCGUCUCCGUUGUUAGAAAUAUCACAAGUCUAAAGCAAUGGCCAUCCAUGAGGACAUUGUAUAGUAGAUCAUGUGGUUAAUGGUAAAGGUAACCAUAGUCAUCUGAGUGAUGGCAAGGUAUAUAUACCGGAAAAUGAAUUGAUCUGAGAGUAAAAGUUUCAGCUUGGCAUGGUCUCUGUGUGAUUGGAGAGAAUUCAGGUCGAUGGUGAGGCUAUAGGUGUAUUACUGUUAAAUAUUAAUCAUGGAAAAUACUUACACGGAUCCAAAUGAAACUCCAGAGAUGUUACCACCUCCACCAGGGAGUUUUAUUGAUCGUGAAGAACUCAUUCAGCAUGUUGGGGAGUUUGCACUAUCCCAGGGAUAUGUUGUCACGAUCAAACAGUCUAAGAAAGACAAAGUGGUAGUACUUGGCUGUGACAGAGGAGGUGUUUACCGGAAUAGGCGUAAGCCUGUCGAUGAGACAUCCUGUGGACAUUCUCGAAAAAGGAAGAUGGGAUCUCGGUUAACAAAUUGUCCUUUUGAGCUUGUGGGUAAGAAGGAAGAUGGAUUGUGGGUUCUUACGGUAAAAGAUGGAUCACACAAUCAUGAAGCCUUAAAGGACAUCUCGGAGCAUCCCUCUGCUCGACGUUUUUCAGAGAAAGAAGUAGUAUUAAUUAAAGAGAUGACAGAUGCUGGUUUAAAGCCACGUCAGAUUCUAAAGAGGCUUAGGCAGACCAAUCCAGACCUUUUGUCGACACCAAAACAUGUUUACAACGUUAAAGCUAAGCUACGGCAUGGAAAUCUUAACGUGAGGAGAUUCAAAACAGUGAGGCCUUGUACAUCUGUAGAAGGGAACACUCAGCCCGCAAUGACUACUGAGCCUUCUUGGAGGAAGCGCUAUCCUCCGAGGAACCCUAAUCUUAUAGGUGGUAGAUUUGUUGACUCGCAAUCAUCUGCAUCCGUUGACGUACUAAACCCUGCAACACAACAAGUGGUCUCACAAGUUCCUUUAAGUACGGGUGAAGAACUUAAGGCUGCUGUGUUUGCAGCAAAAAGAGCUUUCCCAUUGUGGCGGCACACACCAGUUACAACCCGUCAGCGGAUCAUGUUCAAGCUUCAAGAACUUAUCCGGAGAGAUAUUGAUAAGCUUGCGUUCGCCAUAGCUACCGAGCAGGGCAAGACUUUGAAGGCUGCAUACAGCGAAGUGCAACGUGGGCUAGAAAUAGUGGAGUGUGCUUGUGGUGGGGCAGCACUGCAGACAGGGGAGUUUGUUUCAAACAUGUCAAAUGGAAUCGAUACUUUUAGUAUCAGAGAGCCUCUUGGAGUUUGUGCAGGAAUAUGCCCAUUCACCUUCCCUGCUAUGAUUCCAUUGUGGAUGUUCCCUGUUGCGAUUUCAUGCGGCAAUACAUAUAUUCUAAAGCCAUCUGAGAAAGCUCCAGGAGCUUGCAUGAUACUUGCAGAAUUAGUAUUGGAAGCUGGUUUGCCGAAUGGUGUCUUAAAUAUUAUUCAUGGCACCAAUGACAUUGUCAAUGCCAUCUGUGAUGAUGACGAUAUUGAAGUUGUGUCUUUUGUUGGUUCUGAUGCUGCUCAACUGUAUAUGCAUGGCAGAUCAUUGGCGAACAACAGUAAAUGUGUCAAGGCCAAUGCGGGAGCCAAGAAUUAUGCUAUUGUCAUGCCUGAUGCAAAUGUUGAAGCUACUUUGAAUGCUCUAGUUGCUGCUGGUUUUGGUGCUGCAGGCCAACGCUGCACAACAAUCAACAUUGUGGUUUUUGUUGGAGGCUCAAUUUCAUGGGAAGAUAAACUAGCAGAAGGUGCAAAGGCACUCAAAGUAAAUGCUGGAACUGAACCUGGUGCAGCCCUUGGACCAGUAAUCAGCAAACAGGUCAGGGAACGGAUAUCCAAGCUCAUCCAAGCAAUUGUUGAUAGUGGCGCAAGACUAGUUCUUGAUGGGAGACAGAUUGCGGUUUCCAAAUACGAGUCGGGCAACUUCUUUGGUCCCACAAUAUUAUCUGAUGUCACAGAAGACAUUGAAUGUGCCAAGGAGGAAAUACUAGGUCCCGUUCUUCUUUGUAUGCAGGCUAAUAGCAUAGAUGAGGCCAUUAACUUAGUGAACCGAAAUAAAAAAUAUUGCAAUGGAACAUCUAUCUUCACGGGCUCUGGGGCACUUGCGAGGAAAUUCCAGAUUGAGAUCGAAACAAGGCAGGUUUGCAUAAAUGCUGCUGUUCCUGCUCCUCUGCCCCUCUUCUCUCUCACAUGCUCAGAGUUGUCUUUUGCUGGGGAUAUCAAUGCCAAUGGCAAAGCUGGUGUACAAUUUUACACCCAAAUAAAGACAGUGACUCAGCAAUGGAAGGAGUUCUCCAGUAAUGAAGGAGGAUUGCCACCCUUAACAUCAAACUACCCCCAAAGUGAUGAUGGAUUAUCUCAGGGACUGCAAGCUUUUGAAUAUCAGAGUGGUACUGGGGAUUAUCAAAGUGGUGAUGGAGUAACCGAGGGAUUACAAUCUAUUGAUUACCAGAGUGGUGGAGAACCGCUGGCGCUACAUUCAGGGGAUUUCUCAAAUGGAGAUGGAGUCCAUAUGGCUUUACACCCAAAGGAUUUCCCAGGAUGUAGCGAUGGUGAAUCUCUGGGAGAACAUUCAGGGGAUAUUCCAAGUGGUAAUGGUAUGUCCCCAACAAUACCAAUAUCUGAUGGAUCACAUUGGACAUUGAACUUUUAAAUAGCAAUCAUUUAUAGCUGGUACUAGAAAAUGUGAAUAAUAGUUCUAGUUUUGUUUGCUAAAGGAUUGAUUUUAUUUUAGUUUUUCUUGAUAUA